Molecule: messenger RNA, 2844 nt
Organism: Triplophysa rosa
Lineage: Eukaryota; Metazoa; Chordata; Actinopteri; Cypriniformes; Nemacheilidae
Gene: glra4a
Product: glycine receptor, alpha 4a
Exons: 8
Coding region: 1029-2135 (368 amino acids)
Biological process (GO): chloride transmembrane transport; signal transduction; nervous system process
Cellular component (GO): synapse; plasma membrane; neuron projection
Molecular function (GO): chloride channel activity; transmitter-gated monoatomic ion channel activity; glycine binding
Source: RefSeq, a predicted model, not a curated record
AAAGUCCUCCAGCAGGCCAGCCCCAAAGCCUAUGUCUCCAUCCGACUUUCUGGACAAGCUGAUGGGAAGAACCUCCGGCUAUGACGCACGCAUCAGACCUAACUUCAAAGCAAACAAUACAUACAUAAGACUGUAACGAGAAAGGCGGGACGAGAGCCGUGAGGGAACGGUGACGCAAGUGAUAAUGAGUGUCAGCUGCGCGUUGCACCGGUCUCGCGUCUCUCACGGAGGAGCUACGGAAGCAUAAAAGGAUGAGCGACGGGAUACGACGAGAGGACCAGGCCUGGACAUUGUGUUAAGUUUUAUUUAUGUUUGUGUGGCCGGCAGUUGACCGUGAGGUAGCUGUCGGCCCUUUACUUUCAUUUUGAAGUUUGGUUAUCGUUCACCGGUUCCCACCUCCUUUCUUCCCGUUUACUUGGAACAGUAUUACAAAGACGAUGAUUUCUUUGAAGUCAGUCAAAUUGAGUCUUGAUGUCUGAGCAAAACCUAAAAAUGCUGCCUCCACAGGAACCUCACUAGGUUUUAAAAUCGAGCAAGAAUCAGCAAAGUUCUCCUGAAUGUUCUCAUUAAAAGGAUAGUUCACCGAAAAAAGAAAAUGCUGUCAUCAUUUUCUCACUCACUCCUGUAAUUUUAAACCUGUACGACUUUAUUUCUUUCGAAGAACACAAAAUAUUUUGAAGAAUGUCGGUAACCGAAUAACAGUGGUACCCUUUCACUUAAAUUGUAUGGACACAAAACCAAUGCAAGUUAAUGGGUACUGCCAUUUUUCGGUUACCAACAUUCUUCAAAAUAUAUUUUACAGGUUUGAAAUGAAAAGAGAGUGAGUAAAUGGCAGAAUUUUCAUAAUUGGGCAAACUAUCCCUUUAAGUGCCACAUGGGUUAUCUAUUUGCUAUUUACUCUCCAAACUUCUCAAGACAUUACAGGGGGUGUGUAAAGUAAGAAACUCUUUUAUAUUUCAACAGGACCACCGGUAAAUGUCACCUGCAACAUUUUCAUCAACAGUUUUGGGUCUAUUACAGAAACAACCAUGGACUACAGACUUAAUGUGUUUCUACGGCAACAGUGGAAUGAUCCUCGAUUGGCCUAUAGCGAAUAUCCAGAUGCAUCUCUAGAUCUGGACCCUUCUAUGUUGGACUCCAUAUGGAAACCCGACCUGUUCUUUGCUAAUGAGAAAGGUGCAAACUUUCACGAAGUCACAACAGACAACAAGCUGCUGAGGAUCUUUCAGAAUGGAAACGUUCUAUACAGCAUUAGGCUAACACUCAUCUUAUCCUGUCCUAUGGAUUUAAAGAAUUUCCCAAUGGAUACUCAGACCUGUACCAUGCAGCUUGAAAGCUUUGGCUACACCAUGAAUGAUCUGAUCUUCGAGUGGCUUUCUGAUAACCCUGUGCAGGUCGCGGAUGACUUGACUCUUCCCCAGUUUCUAUUAAAGGAGGAAAAAGAUCUUGGCUACUGUACCAAACAUUACAACACAGGUAAAUUUACCUGUAUUGAGGUGAAGUUUCACUUAGAGAGACAGAUGGGCUACUAUCUCAUUCAGAUGUACAUCCCCAGCCUCCUGAUUGUCAUCCUGUCUUGGGUGUCUUUCUGGAUCAACAUGGAUGCCGCCCCUGCUCGGGUAGGCUUGGGUAUUACCACUGUGCUGACCAUGACCACCCAGAGCUCUGGCUCACGAGCCUCUCUACCCAAGGUGUCCUAUGUAAAAGCCAUCGACAUCUGGAUGGCCUUUUGUCUGCUGUUCGUAUUCGCUGCGCUGUUGGAGUACGCAGCAGUCAACUUUGUCUCAAGGCAACAUAAGGAAUUCAUCAGGCUGCGUAAGAAACAUCGAAGGCAGAGAAUAGAGGAGGAGUUUGUUCGGGAAAGCCGAGGCUUUUACUUCCGUGGGUACGGACUGGGCCAUUACUUACAAGCAAAAGAUGGAACAGCUGUGGAAGGAUCCAGCGUAUUCACCCCACCACCCCCUGUGCAAGUCCUAUACGAUGGAGAAGCAGUCCGGAAACGCUUUGUGGACCGCGCCAAGCGGAUCGAUACCAUAUCGAGAGCUGUGUUCCCUCUCAGCUUCCUCAUAUUUAACAUCUUCUACUGGAUCACCUACAAAGUACUGCGACACGAGGAUAUUCAUACCAACCUGUAAUAGGGCCAUCUCUCCUGGUUACACCAAUUAUUUACCGCUUCUUUUCCUGUAUCCUUUUUCCUUCAACCUAAAGCAGCUGUUACAUCCACACUAGGAAUGUAUUUCUAAGGCAUUUUCGCCUCAGAAAUGCUAUCAGUGCUCAAAUCAUGUGCUCAGGUGUGACUUUUUGAUUUCUAAAAGAAUAUAAAGUGCCCACUCAGAGUGACAAAGGGGAGCUCGUAGAUGCAAAUGCUGCUGGUGGGGACGUGGCUCUCCUCUCUUUGACAUCUUCAUUUGAGUGGACCUGCACUAAUAUCCAGUGCUAUUUUUCUCACUUCCUCAGCUCCAUUCGGGUUAUCGGCUGAAAGAAUUGUGUGCUGUUUUGGACAGAAAAUAUUGACUUGAAUUUACCACAAGGCGCACCCUUGAAUGAAUGUUUUUCAAAACCUCAAAACAAAAGUGUUUUUUACACCUUCAAAUGCGAAACUAAUGGGCUGUGAAGGGGGGAUUGGGAUUUAUUAUUCAUGGAUAUAGUUGCAGGGGAUGGUGUACUGUUUUACAAAUAUAAUGAGAUUAUUAUAAAUAUAUAUGACUGUAUAAAGUGUACAUAUGCAGAGUUGUUUGAAGACUGCAGACAGCACAAAUGUGUAUUUCUCUUUGUCUUUUAAAUUUGAAUAAAUGGAUAUUCUACCAGGAAAUAUGAGUUGUUUUGUACCAUGUUGCAUUUUUC